CAAAGAUGACCAAAAAGGAAAUUCAGGUUCAUGUGAAUCUAGGUUCCUCUUACAUACGAAAAUACUCAGGUCGCUCCGAGGUCGUCUGAAUCCGAAGGCAGGACGGAGACUCAUUUCAGACAUCUAGAUGUAUUGAAAGAAGAAAUGUUCUGGAAUUCUUCAUGUCACACUUUUGGAUCAUGGGCAUGGGCAUAUGCAUAUACAGGGCGCGCCGGAGGGUAUAUAAGCCCCCAACGUCAUUAUUUUUGUUUCCCCAUCACCAUGGCUCCUCCUAGUCAAAAAUUUCAAUCUGUCUCUUCCGCUGCUGCUAGGCGUAGGCUUUCUUCCCAUUCUUCGUCUCAGAAGCCCAAUGUUGCGUCGUUCGUUCAUCUUACUCCAAUGUGGGCGGGAGUGGCCGGCGCCGUUGUCAAUAACGGCACGCAAUACGAGAUCGCACUAUCUAUCCACGAUUCAGUCUAUAAUACGGACUUCAGCUCUAUACUCUUGCCAUACUCCCCCAAUACUCUCGAGAAGACGAGCAAAGAGAUCGAGAAUCGCAUCCUGGAUACGAUACGCAAAUUCUCCAACGACCAUCUCUGCAAAUUCCUUGGAGCUGGAGUCACAUUUUCUUUGCUAAAGGACGUGCCCAAUAUCUGUACCAAACUUUGGUUAGAGUUGGACAUUGUUCCCAUCGUGUUCAACAUCAAGACUUUCCACACUGACUCCUUGACGAGACCCAACAUCAAACAUCGUAUCUCUUCCACGACAGGAUCUUAUGUCCCUUCAGGCACAGAAACGCCUACAGUCUACGUCGAGGCAAGUCAUCUUGCUACCGUUGCCCCGCACCUCAAUGUUGGCGUCAGUGGGAAACUCCCAAUCCCUCGCACGCUUGAUGAGCAAGCUGACUCUGCCGCCCGUAAAUGCCUCAUGUACUACGGUCCCAACAACAAUCCUCGUCUUACUAUUGGGCCUCGCAAUCAAGUUACCGUAGACGCUGCGGGAAAAAUUCAUUUAUUAGACGAUCUAGAAGAAUAUCGAAAAACUGUUGGCUCGGGGACAUGGAACGCAAUUAACAAACUCGCCGAUGAAUUGCGGGAGAAGAACAUAAAGAUUGGGUUCUUCUCCUCUACUCCCCAGGGUGGUGGUGUCGCUUUGAUGCGCCACGCCUUAAUUAGAUUCUUGAACCUACUUGAUGUUGAUGCUGCGUGGUACGUUCCGAACCCGUCGCCUAGCGUUUUCAGGACAACAAAGAACAACCACAAUAUACUUCAAGGCGUGGCCUCUCCUGAUCUCAGGCUUACCCAGGAUGCCAAAGACAAUUUUGAUGCAUGGAUCCUUAAGAAUGGUUUGCGAUGGACCGCCGAGGGAGGUCCCUUGGCUGCGGGAGGAGUAGACGUUGCUUUCAUUGAUGAUCCUCAGAUGCCGGGGCUCAUUCCAUUGAUUCGUAAAGUCCGACCAGAAUUACCCAUAAUCUACCGUUCUCAUAUCGAGAUUCGCAGCGAUUUGGUUCACAUAGCGGGUUCUCCACAGGAAGAAGUGUGGAAGUAUUUAUGGAAUAACAUUCAGCUUGCUGACUUGUUCAUCAGUCAUCCCGUGAACAAAUUCGUACCAGCCGAUGUCCCCGCCGAAAAAGUUGCACUUUUGGGGGCCGCUACCGACUGGCUCGAUGGUUUGAACAAGGAGCUUGCCCCGUGGGACUCUGCUUACUACAUGGGGGAGUUCCGUAGUCUUUGCAUCAAGGAAAAGAUGAACGAGCUCAAGUGGCCGAUCCGCCAAUACAUCAUCCAGAUCGCUCGAUUUGACCCGGCGAAGGGUAUCCCCAAUGUCAUCGACUCCUACGCGCGAUUUAGGAAACUAUAUGCUCCUCAAUCGAAGAGCGAAGAAGAUAUUCCACAACUGUUGAUCUGUGGCCACGGUGCUGUAGAUGACCCUGAUGCAAGCCUCAUUUACGAUCAAGUCCUCCAGUUGAUCUAUUCCGAUGCGUAUAGAGAAUAUGCAAAGGAUAUAGUUGUCAUGAGACUGCCGCCUAGUGAUCAAUUAUUGAAUGCUCUUAUGGCAAACGCUAGAAUUGCACUUCAACUAUCUACCCGCGAAGGCUUUGAAGUCAAAGUUUCAGAAGCUAUCCACGCUGGAGUCCCCAUCAUCGCAUCUUUGACCGGCGGCAUCCCUCUGCAGGUCGAGCAUGGAAAGAGCGGUUACCUAACUGCUCCUGGUGACAACGCUGCGGUUGCGAAGCACCUUCUUGAAUUAUACACAGACGAUGACCUGUGGCAGAAGGUAUCGGAUUACGCCAAGACACAUGUUUCGGAUGAAGUCGGUACUGUCGGUAAUGCCGCAGCUUGGUUGUACCUGGCUGUCAUGUACGGUGCAAGGAGAACGAAGAUUCACCCUAACGGAGCCUGGUUGAAUGACAUGCUUCGCGAAGAGACGAGUGAACCAUACAAGGAGGGUGAACCUAAACUUCCCAGAGGCAAUCUCAACGUCCAAGGAUAAUCCAACUGUCAGGCAGUAAGAUCAUGAUAUUCAUAGAAAAGUAUGUAUACUUCAUGAUACAUAGAAUACUAUACGUGUAUAACCUAGGUAUGUAUAACUAAGCAAGUAGUCGUGUUCCGAACACAUCUCCCUUCGCUUAUGUACACUGCCCGACCUGACAGUGAAAUCAUUGACCCUUUGAAAGAGACGCGAGAAUGAUGAUCUGAUGAAUUGGUGACA
Lentinula edodes (shiitake mushroom) is the source of this 2691-nucleotide messenger RNA. Its product is annotated as trehalose synthase. Gene Ontology annotation, molecular function: glycosyltransferase activity. The record is from RefSeq and is a predicted model, not a curated record. Bases 145 to 2472 code for a protein of 775 amino acids. Lineage: Eukaryota; Fungi; Basidiomycota; Agaricomycetes; Agaricales; Omphalotaceae. The transcript has 13 exons.